Messenger RNA from Mytilus trossulus (common blue mussel), 670 nucleotides. RefSeq lists its product as uncharacterized. The transcript is spliced from 3 exons. NCBI's taxonomy places the organism in Eukaryota, Metazoa, Mollusca, Bivalvia, Mytilida, Mytilidae. The record is from RefSeq and is a predicted model, not a curated record. The coding region runs from base 40 to 591 and encodes 183 amino acids.
AUCGAUCACCCAUACCUUAAUCUAGAAGGAAGGGAAACAAUGGAGUUUUUUUGUCGGCUGGUGAUUUUUUCUCUUUUCUUCAUAGGAUUCGUAUACCAUUCAGAUUCAUUAUGGUGCUACCAAUGUGGUGAUAGUUCUGCCACUGGUCCGUGUAUAACAGACACAGCUGACAUGGAGGCAGAGUACAUAGAUUUCAAUAUUACAAAUUCGACGGCGAAAAAAGAUCAGUCCGUAUCUGAUGGCACAAAGAUGAAACAGUACCAAUAUCUAAAGAAUUGUGAGAACACAGAAUACAAUAGAUGUGUCAUUGAGAGGAUAGAAGAACAAGGCCAAGUCCACGCAUAUAUACGGGAUUGUCAUAACAGAGCUAACAACUAUUCAUUUUAUGACCCGAAGUUUUUAGAUUUAGACCCUGCACGUAACCACUCAUCAUGUAUCUACGACGCCUUUUCCAAGAGAGUAGCUUGUGUUACUGUUUGUGAUACUGACUUUUGUAAUGGACCUCAGAUAGCUGGUGGAAAUAGUAGCCGCGCACAAACAUUACUCGUGUUGUUUUAUUCUGUUCUUGUAAUGUUAAAGAACAUUGUUUGAUCUAUAGUAGUAGUAAACAAGGAAACAUAACGAGUAUUUAAGAACUGAAAUACAUACAUGUAUAAUUGUAUACUACUGU